Messenger RNA from Fonsecaea monophora, 630 nucleotides. RefSeq lists its product as hypothetical. The record is from RefSeq and is a predicted model, not a curated record. The transcript has a single exon. Gene Ontology annotation, molecular function: protein binding. NCBI's taxonomy places the organism in Eukaryota, Fungi, Ascomycota, Eurotiomycetes, Chaetothyriales, Herpotrichiellaceae. The coding region runs from base 1 to 630 and encodes 209 amino acids.
AUGCUGAUCCAUAAUAGCUCCUUGGCCGACGAGAUCUACGCCCUCAACGCCAUCUACAGUGAGGGUCAGUUUGCCGCAACCUAUUCCGAUGCGCACCACACGACCGUGUCAAUGCGACUUCCUGGGCUCAGCUAUUCAUUCCUGCUCCAUGUUUUGGACGACUAUCCUCAAUCGCCUCCGAAGGUACUCGGAGUCGACAACCUCGUGGAGAGCUUGAAGCAGGAAGUCCAACAAAACGCCGUCUACUUAGGAGCGUGUGUCCAGGCCGUCCACUCCUCCGAAAGUGUGUGUCUAUACGAUGCCAUCGAGGAGUUCCAGAAUGUUUAUACUGUCCUGCAAGCGCAUACUCGUCAAUCUCGAGACCCGAGAGAGGACGCGCAACUGAAUUCGGCUAAAAGAGCCAUCAUACUGAAAGAUUUGGCGGCCCGAGCCAGGGCGAAGGCGUCUGCAGGAGGCCACGAAAGCAUCACCACGGAUUCACGGUUCGAUGUAGUCGACUGUGUUGUUUGUAUGGACGCUUUCUUCAGGGUCGACGUCGUGAGCUUGGAGUGCCGCCAUUUAUUCUGUCGGGAUUGUCUUCACGGCACGUUUGGGCCACCACCUUCGUAUUUCGGAGUCUGGACUAACUGA